Messenger RNA from Aspergillus chevalieri, 1680 nucleotides. RefSeq names its product putative amino acid transporter. Bases 1 to 1680 code for a protein of 559 amino acids. Gene Ontology annotation, cellular component: endoplasmic reticulum. The record is from RefSeq and is a predicted model, not a curated record. The transcript is spliced from 6 exons. Lineage: Eukaryota; Fungi; Ascomycota; Eurotiomycetes; Eurotiales; Aspergillaceae. Gene Ontology annotation, molecular function: amino acid transmembrane transporter activity. Gene Ontology annotation, biological process: amino acid transmembrane transport.
AUGUCCAGGAAUGACGGACGUGAUCCUCUCCUGGCUGGGCCUCAGAGCCUGGACGAGCUUGAAUCGCAAUCUUUGCUUACGGACACACCUGACGGAGAAGCUGACCUUGUAAUUCAUCCAGCUCCAGUCAGUCCAUCCCCGAUUUCGCCUUCCGUUCCCAGUCCUGCGAUAGCUCAACCUGCCCCCGACGGACAGCGUCGCACUCCUCGCACCACAAAUCGCGUUCGCUUUGACAUUGACGAUGAAUCGGAAGGGGAUAGUCGGUCAGAUCGCCAUGCCCGUGUCUCAGAGGAUCCAUCGUGGCUGGACGACGAGGAUUAUGCGCGCGCGCACCACGACCAGUCAGAGAGAAACGGCAGGGGGCCGAUGAUACCUUUGCUGACUGACAUGGAAGCUCCCAGCGUGACACUCGCAACGUCUGAAGACUUCUUUCCCGAAGAACACCUGGAGAGCGCAAGACCAAGGAGUGGAAUGCAGAUGGCGUUCAUGAACAUGGCGAACAGUAUCAUUGGGGCCGGGAUCAUUGGGCAGUCGUACGCUCUUCGACAGUCUGGCAUGAUGAUGGGAAUAGUCCUUCUAACUGCGCUCACCGUCGCGGUUGACUGGACAAUUCGUUUGAUCGUGGUCAAUUCCAAAUUGAGUGGCGCAGACUCGUUUCAGGCGACGAUGCAGCAUUGCUUUGGUAGAAGUGGUCUCAUUGCUAUCUCAAUUGCUCAAUGGGCUUUUGCAUACGGCGGGAUGAUUGCUUUCUGUAUUAUCGUGGGGGAUACCAUUCCACAUGUGUUGACCGCUUUGCUUCCUUCUCUUCGAGAUAUGGCAUUCCUUUGGCUUCUUACCGAUAGACGGGCCAUCAUCGUGCUUUUUGUCAUGGGCAUUUCGUAUCCCCUGUCAAUGUAUCGGGACAUCGCUAAGUUGGGGAAAGCAUCCACGUUGGCAUUGAUAAGCAUGAUAGUCAUCGUGGUCGCUGUGAUCACCCAAGUAUUCCGCGUCCCUCAAGAAACCCGCGGCGAUGUGAAGGGCUUGCUUUGGGUGAAUUCUGGGUUUUUCCAGGCUGUUGGUGUAAUAUCAUUCGCCUUCGUCUGCCAUCAUAAUAGCCUUCUUAUCUACGGAUCGCUCAAAAAACCGACCAUGGAUCGCUUUGCCAUGGUAACACAUUACUCUACUGGGGUUUCUUUGCUCAUGUGUCUGACUAUGGCCCUCACUGGCUUCCUUGCAUUUGGGUCCAAUACCCAGGGAAAUGUGUUGAACAAUUUUCCGUCGGACAAUAUCAUGGUCAACAUAGCGCGACUUUGCUUCGGUUUGAAUAUGCUCACAACACUGCCACUGGAGGCAUUUGUCUGUCGAUCUGUCAUGUUGACCUAUUACUUCCCGGAUGAACCCUUCAACAUGAACCGUCAUUUGCUGUUCACUACUGCCCUCGUCUUGUCGUCAAUGCUUAUUUCCCUGAUCACCUGCGAUCUCGGGGCAGUGUUCGAACUGAUCGGGGCCACCAGCGCGGCUGCUCUGGCUUACAUCUUCCCUCCUCUUUGCUACGUCAAACUGAGCACUGCAAGCCGGAAGGAGAAGCUACCUGCAUACUUGUGCAUAGCGUUCGGCAUUAUAGUUAUGGGGGUUAGCUUGCUGCAGGCGGUUGUGAAGAUGAUAAGAGGCGAGAGCGGCUCCGGUACCUGCAGCACAUAA